GUUCUGACGUAUGCUCGGUUGGCCACCUGGUUCUGCGUGUGUCAUUAUUACGAACAACGAUAAAGGUCAAGCGUUAGGCGGACACGCGACACUCGAGCGAUAAUCGGCGAGCGUGAAACGAGUCGCGGCCAUAAUGCUGCCGAAAAAGGACGGCCAACCAGAGCCGUACGCUCUCGAAGACAUGAUUUCUGAUCUCCAGACACGGCGGAACUCGAUGGAUCAAGAGGACUUCGAAGAUCCAGUGGAAUUAUUAAAGAAACGUGACAGGGAUCUCGUGUUAGCAGCGGAAUUAGGAAAAGCACUACUCGAACGAAACCAGGAGUUAACUAGACAAAGUGAAGCUCUCACUGAGGAGUACUCGUCCAAAUUAGAGAGUCUGGAACAAGAGAGGCACCUGCUCCGACGAAGGCUCGACGAAGUCAAGGGCGAGAACGAGGCGAGAACUUUGGAGCUACAGGCGGACGUACAGACGCUGAGGAGUCAGUUGGAGGAGCAGAAUGAACGUGCUAGACGUGCUGAACGCGAUCAGGCGACUUUGGUCGCGGAGCUCACCGCUCAGAACACGAGGCUGGCCGAUCAGCUGAGAGAAGCCGCGAAGCAGGAAGAGCAAUUGCUCAUCGAGGUCAAGGUGCUCAGGGAAAAGUGCGCCCUCAGAAAUACCACGCUCCAGGAUCACGUCAGUAGCCUGGAGGUUCUCAGGGACGAGGUGCAGCUGGUGUCCGCACAAAGAACAGAAUUAGAGAGGAGGUCCUUGGAGCUGCGAGAGGAGAGGACGAGGGCGAUCGCGGCCCUCGAAGAAGCGGAGGAGAGAGCCGCGGCCUUGGAGCGGCUCGGUCACGAGGCGGAACGUCGUGCGAAGCUGGCUGAACAGGAGAGGGACGAGCUGGCGGCGACGUUGGCGAACAUCGAGGAGGGAAGGAGGGACAGAUCCGGCUCGAUACAGAAACCACCUAGGUCCUUACAGGCGGAGAUGGAGUGCGAGGAGAGUGGAAGCUCGCUGGGAGAGCCGGAGGAUCUGAGAGCCGAGGUGGCGAGGGCAGUGAAGCGGUUGAAGGAACUGUGCGUCCAUCUGAGACGAGGGGAGGAUGACUCAGGACUGCAGAGCGAUUGCGACGAGUCCAUGUUGAUCGUGAACAACACCGCGGAAACAGAAGAGGUGAACACAAAUGGCCAAGAGACUCUCCCUAGCUCGGCCAAUUGUCCCGGUGCGUUGUUAGAUCUCGUGGAGGAGGUGUACAACCUAGCCCUCUCUGGCAGAGGAGCACCAGGCGAGCUGGGUUUGGCCGUGGAGCUGCACAGGGUACGCGAAGAGUUGGAGCACACGAAGGACCAGCUGAAGCAGACUCAGGACGAGCUGAAGAGGCGAGGAGAGGCUUUGCUCGACAUGACGAGCAAGCUGAGCGUCAGCGAGGCUGAAUUACGCGGCGUGAAAGAGGAACGUGACAGAGCUAGGGACGAUAUGGAGCAUACGCAGUUGACGAAAGACGAGGUUAUGGCACAGGCGUACAAAGUCAGGGACCAAGCUGUGGCUAGGAAGAACAGAGCGGAAGUGGAGCUGGCCAAAACCAGGAUAGACGUUCUCCAAGCUAACAGUCAACUGAUGGAGGCCAUUCAACAGAAGGUCGAGCUUAGUCAACAACUGGAACAAUGGCAAAUGGACGUGCAAUCUUUGUUAGACGAGCAAGUUCGUAGUAAAUUGAUGCCUGUCACGAACUCUAUAGCGAAUCCUAAUUCCGACAACUCAGACAUCGUGGCUCCGGCGAGGAAAAAGCGGAGUACCGGCUCGUCGAAGAAGAUGUUCGGUCUGUUUUGACGAAAAUGACUGUUCGCGUGGGAUUUGUUGCGCGAAACGAAAGCCAAGAGACACCGGUGCACGGUGAGAGAAGAAGACUGCGCUCGAAAGGAGGUUCUUUCCCGUAAUUCGCAUUGUAGCGGCAACGUAACAGGGACCAUUCGACCGCUCGUCACUCCAUCGCGUUUGG
Messenger RNA from Habropoda laboriosa, 1982 nucleotides. Its product is annotated as bicaudal D-related protein homolog. The transcript has 5 exons. The record is from RefSeq and is a predicted model, not a curated record. The coding region runs from base 134 to 1813 and encodes 559 amino acids. NCBI's taxonomy places the organism in Eukaryota, Metazoa, Arthropoda, Insecta, Hymenoptera, Apidae.